UAACUGGUGAAAGUUAAAUCUUGAAAGUGAAAGUGAUUUAGGAACGGAGAGAGUAGUAUAUUUACAUUACAGACUUGUUAUUGUCUGAUAGGGGUGGGGUGUAGAGAUGGCUUCCGCUUCUGUUGGCCUGAUUUUUCUUGUCUGUAACUUUGUAGUAUUACAUCUUUCAGCUGAAGAAGAAAAGGAGCAUGUCUGUCCAUCUACCUUUCAGUGUGGAGAAUUUGGUACGUACAGUUACCCCUUCACCACAGCCUUCAACCCCCGUUGUGGGAUUUGUGUGAUCAACUGUACUGAUACUUUUCCGACGAUUGGUUUAUCAUCCACAGGACCUUGGUAUAGAAUCAAGAAUACCUUUUCGAAUAACAAGAGUUUCCUUCUCAGUGAUUACUCUCUCCAAUAUGUCGCCACUUCUAACAGAUGUCAUGUCUUUCAAGGCAGUACGUUUCACCUUCCCAAAUCUACUUCUCUCAUCUUCACAAACCUGCAUAAUAUUACACUGUGGAAGUGUCACAAGACCUUUAAUAGGAAUCACAGUGUUCCCCGUAUACUUGCUUGUCCUAAUUUCAGCAUUUAUCACAGUAAUCACUCAGAUGAUGUCACAAGUUUUCUUAGCUGUAAGCCUUUUCAGUAUCCGCUGUUUCUGAUGCUGGAAUUGUCUGACAAAUGUUCCCGCUGUGUUACUGGAGGAGGCCGUUGUCAGGAUCUCAAAAAUCACAAAUUUCAUUGCAUCAACAAGCGAAAAGAAAGGAGGAAACUCAGACUACUACUGGGAUUAGGCAUUUCAGGAGGAAUCAUUGUUGUUACAGUCCUUGGGCUGCUAUUCUGGUGUCUAAAGAAAGUGAAACUCAGAUCACUAGGAAUGGGUUCCGGGAACAUUGGUAAGCAAACUAUGAGAAUGAAAACAAACAUUGAAGGGAGCAAGGUGUAUUUUAGUGUUCCAGUCUUCUCUUACAGUGAACUCGAAGAAGCAACAAAUAAUUUUGAUCCAACUAGAGAGCUUGGAGACGGAGGCUUUGGAACUGUUUAUUACGGGAAACUAGUAGAUGGGAGGGAAGUCGCAGUAAAGCGCCUAUAUGAGAGAAACUGCAGGCAGCUUGAACUGUACAUGAAUGAGAUUGAAAUCCUUGCCUGUUUGCGUCAUCAGAAUCUGGUAACCCUUUAUGGGUGCACUUCACGUCGAAGCAGAGAACUCCUCCUUGUGUAUGAAUAUGUUUCAAAUGGUACAGUGGCUGAUCACUUGAAUGGUGAGCAAUCAAUUUGUGGAACACUCACUUGGCCUGUCCGUAUGAGGAUUGCUAUAGAAACAGCUACAGCAUUGUCUUAUCUCCAUGCCUCAGAUGUAAUACACCGGGAUGUUAAAACCCAAAACAUUCUAUUAGACACCAACUUUAGUGUUAAGGUAGCAGAUUUUGGGUUAUCAAGACUCUUCCCAAUGGAUGUUACUCAUAUAUCCACUGCUCCACAAGGUACUCCUGGAUAUCUUGAUCCUGAGUACCAUCAAUGUUACCAGUUGACUGAUAAAAGUGAUGUAUAUAGCUUUGGGGUUGUUCUUGUUGAGCUCAUUUCAUCAUUGCCAGCUGUUGAUUUAACCAGGAAAGAAGAUGAAAUCAACUUGUCAUAUUAUGCAAUGAAGAGAAUUCAGUGUUGUGCAUUUGAUGAGUUAGUUGAUAAACGCCUAGGAUUUGACUCGAAUUAUAAGGUAAAGAGGAUGACUACUUUGGUGGCGGAGCUUGCAUUUCAGUGUUUGCAACACAGAAAAGAUUUCAGGCCCUCCAUGGAUGAGGUUUUAGAAACGCUGAAGAGGAUUGAGAGUGCAGAUUAUGAAGUCCGUAAGGCAGCAGAGGAAAAGGAAGAGAACGAUGUUUGGCUAUUCAGGAAUAUGGAAAACCUACAAUCACCAAAUUCUGCCAUGUAUAAAUGGGGAAGUAGCAACUCCAUCACACCCACAGCCAGCAGAUGAGACUGCAGGAUAAACCAGAGACUCAGAGUUCAUUUUUAGUGUCUCAUUUACCUGUUUUCACUGCUAUACACGAUAAAACAGAUGCUGAUUUGUCAUAAUUAUUUUCGAAUGCAAUAGACAGGGUUUUUUGACA
Spinacia oleracea (spinach) is the source of this 2093-nucleotide messenger RNA. RefSeq names its product LEAF RUST 10 DISEASE-RESISTANCE proteinUS RECEPTOR-LIKE PROTEIN KINASE-like 1.1. The record is from RefSeq and is a predicted model, not a curated record. Gene Ontology annotation, biological process: protein phosphorylation. NCBI's taxonomy places the organism in Eukaryota, Viridiplantae, Streptophyta, Magnoliopsida, Caryophyllales, Amaranthaceae. Bases 107 to 1960 code for a protein of 617 amino acids. Gene Ontology annotation, molecular function: protein kinase activity; ATP binding. The transcript is spliced from 4 exons.